Molecule: messenger RNA, 2353 nt
Organism: Carassius auratus (goldfish)
Lineage: Eukaryota; Metazoa; Chordata; Actinopteri; Cypriniformes; Cyprinidae
Product: zinc finger BED domain-containing protein 1-like
Exons: 2
Coding region: 444-1958 (504 amino acids)
Molecular function (GO): protein dimerization activity
Source: RefSeq, a predicted model, not a curated record
UCUUAAAAACUAUAAUUUCGUCAUCCGGGCUUUCCAAUAGGUUGCACGUGAGGGGGAGAAAGUAGCGUCCUUCCACUUAAAGAGUUGAUACAAUGGCGUUGGUAUUGGUUGCUAAGAAGGGUACUACUUAGCCUAUAUGGCAUUUUUUUGGAUUUAGACCUGAUGAGAGAGGGCAGCCAAGGGACCUGACUGAAGCUGUGUGCAAGAUCUGCUCAUGUGUCAUCCGCGCAAAAGAUGGGCAGACGACCAAUCUUCAUGACCACUUGCGUGUUCGCCAUCCAGCAGAAUAUGCCACCUUGCCUGCACGUGCUGGAACUAGCAAAAAAGCUAGCCAGGGUCAGCAGACGAUAACUGGGGCUUUUGCAAAAGGCACUAAAUAUAAAACCGACAGUGACAGAUGGAGGCAGUUGACAGAUGCGGUAACUCGCUUCCUGGCCAAAGAAAUGGUUUCGUUCAAUACAGUGGAGAAGCCGUCGUUCAAGGCCAUGCUGCAUACCUUUGAUAAACAGUAUGAGCUGCCAGGUCGGAAAUAUUUCUCAAAGACGGAUAUCCCAAACCUUUUCAACGAGGUUAGAAGUAACAUCACGAAAGAGCUGGGUGAUGUAGAAUAUUUGGCCAUGACAACGGACAUGUGGUCCAGCUGUAAUAUGAUGCCCUACAUGUCAGUGACAGCGCAUUAUAUAAAUAAAGAGUGGACACUGCAGUCCAAAUGCUUACAAACUUGUUUCAUGCCCGAGAGCCAUACAGCAGAUAAUUUGGAAGAAGCACUGCGCGAGGCAAUAAAUGACUGGAAACUACAAGAGAAACAAAUUGCCUGUAUAACUACCGACAAUGGGGCGAAUAUUGUUGCAGCCAUCCGGCAGUUGAAAUGGCCAUGGUUAAGUUGCUUUGGGCACAACUUGAACCUGGCCAUAAACAACUCGCUUGCGCAACAGAGGGCCAGCACAGACCGAGCUUUCAGGGUUUGCCGGGCAGUCAACACUGCGUUUUCGCACAGCUGGCGACGUGAACUGCAGAAAGCACAAGUGGAAAUGAAACUCCCUGAGCACUCACUGAUCACGGACUGUGCAACACGAUGGGGCUCAAAACAGCAAAUGGUGGAGAGAAUUCUGGAGCAGGAGCAAGCCAUCAAACGUGUGUUUGCCCAAGACAAAAGCCGCCGCCCACUCCCCCAGCUGACAUGGCAAGACAUGACUGUUCUGGAAUCUGUGAACAACACGCUGAAGCCAGUAGCGGACUUCACGGACAUUCUCUCUGGAGAAAAUUACGUAACGGUGUCCUCACUGCUGCCCAUGUUGGCCCAUUUAGAAGGUGUGCUGGAGGAGUCAGGUGAUGAUUCCAAACUGACAGCCGACCUGAAGCGUGUCAUCCUGGAGCAGAUGGAAGGCAGAUAUGGUGAUGACACCAUCCAGAGGAUGAUGCGUAAAGCAACGCUGCUCGACCCAAGGUACCGAGGGGAACAUAUGAAACCUCCAGAACUUCAUUCUACAAAAUCUGAAAUAAUGGAAGAGACUGUGAGAGAGAUUGAUCUGUCGCUGCCAAGGCCAACACCAGGUCCCUCACAUGCUGGAGAAGAUGUAGACGAACCAGAUGCCGGCGUCGCCACCGUGCCUAAGAAAAAAAAGUGGUCUUUAGGCAGCCUUCUUGCGAAGAGAACAGCCACAGCAGCUGCAGCCAAGCUCACUGAUGAGCAAAAGGUCGAGUCAGAAAUGACCAUUUACCUGCAGGAAAUGGCCAUCGAUGGGGAAGAGGACCCACUGACUUGGUGGAAAACGAACGAAAAAAGGUUUCCGUUCAUGGCCAGAUUAGCACGGAAAUAUCUGUGCAUAUGUGCUACCAGUACUCCUUCAGAGCGGGUCUUCAGCACAGUGGGGAGUGUAGUUACUCCAAUUCGCAGCUUAUUGAAACCAGACAAAGUGAACAUGUUGGUAUUUCUGGCCAGAAACAUCGAAAUUUAAACAUGGUCUAUGUAUGUAAAUCCUGCGUUUCGGUCUGAUUGUUGUUCCCGUUUUGUUGUUCUUUGUUGUUCUUCUGUGUUUUAAUAAAUUUGUGUUAUCUGAAUUACCUUCAUUCUUUCGUUUGAUUUGACAUCAUGGCCAAGGAAAAUUGUCUUUAAAGGUAUUUAUUAACCAGACAAAAGUUAAUUGACGUUCGCUGAAUUCUGUGUUUAAACUGCCGCUUCAGUGCAGUAAAGCCACACAUCUAUGUAACAAUGAGCACGAUCUCCCGAGACACUACAAUAGGAUACUUAUAAUUCAUUAAUAAGGCCUGUUUUCUUGUACAAAAUAAAAAUGUAAAAUAAAUGUACAGUGUUUAACAUGCAAAAAAAGACAAGAUUCUAACAAUGUCAAGA